Messenger RNA from Phlebotomus argentipes, 1960 nucleotides. Its product is annotated as carbohydrate sulfotransferase 11. Gene Ontology annotation, biological process: carbohydrate biosynthetic process. NCBI's taxonomy places the organism in Eukaryota, Metazoa, Arthropoda, Insecta, Diptera, Psychodidae. Gene Ontology annotation, cellular component: membrane. The record is from RefSeq and is a predicted model, not a curated record. Gene Ontology annotation, molecular function: sulfotransferase activity.
UGUAUUUCUGAGAAGAAAAACGUUUUGGCGGGAAAAUACUCAGCAGAGCACAUUUUUCCCCUCCCGUUUAUCGACACACUUCUUCUUCUUUUCGUUAAGCUUCCGACGAGUGGAGGGGAUUUGAACGAAGCCCACGUUUUUCUCUCAGUACCUUUUGUCAAAGUGCCAUGUCAGUCGGAGACGUGUUUAUAUUUGUACGCAAUGAUGCUUCGCUGAAAUCUCUUUUGGACAAUUAUGAGCAAAAAUAGUCUGUGCAGCGCGAGUGAAGACGUUGCCGAAUACCUGAGAGACCGCAAGAAAACCGCAGAGCAUCAUGAAGUGCUGAAGAGAAUCACUGAGGACAAGCUUCGUGAGAUUCUGGCCAGUGAGAAGCAUCUUCGAGACGUGCCCUUUGACGUCACGCUGAAGGAAGUGGAGGAAAAGAUCAGUCUUAUCAGGGGUCAGUCGAUCACAGUGUUUGUGACGCGAGAGGCUCUCCCACCGUUUGAAAUUGUGAUUCCGCAAUCUGGGACCACUGUUCAUGAUCUGAAGAAAGCCAUCGAAAGGACCUACAAAGCUCACCAGAAGCGCUGCCUUCAGCGUGCGAAGCGGCGCAAUUUACCUGACGAGGUUUGCUUAGCAGCACGGAACACAGCGGAUCAGACGCAAAUCUCUUGGCGGUACAUCUGGAGGACUUACAUGCUGGCUUACGGAGGCAUUAGAUUAGCCGACGAUAAUCAGCUGCUGGCCACGUACGGAAUCGCGAACAAAAGCGAGUUGCGCUUUACGAAGCGAAGGCGCGAUAAAUGUUCAAAGCUAACUUCACCGAUGGCUCUGAGGCGGAAUGGUUACCAAAUCUGGCGAGUGUUGCUCCUCUACGGCAUGUUUGCCAGUGUACGAGCUCAGCUGGAGCCCAACAAUAAUCUCAAGAUAAAUGUGCACGGAUUGGAACUUACCCAGGCGCAGAACAUCCAGCGGCAGGAAGUGCUGCAGAAGAUGUGUGACUCUCUCAGUGGGGCCAACGACCUCGCACCCGAUGAUCUCACGGAGCUGCAGAUGGAGCAUCUGCUGGUGGACAGGAAGCACCACUUUCUGUACUGCUACGUACCCAAAGUUGCGUGCACCAAUUGGAAACGUGUCCUGAUGAUACUCACGGAUGUGUGGAAUGGCACGGAACCACUGCAGAUUCCCGCCAAGCUGGCCCACUCGCCAGGGGUGUUUGUCAAGUUCAACUCCCUGAGUGAGGAAGAGAAGAACCAAGUCCUCGCCGACUACACUCGCUUCAUAGUCACGAGGCAUCCGUUCGAGCGACUGCUCUCUGCAUACAGGAACAAGCUGGAGGGCAAUCUGCCCAGUGCUCAGUAUUUCCAGGCCCGCGUUGGCCGCCAGAUAGUUAAGCAUUUUCGCCCAAAUGCGAGCAACGCGUCUCUCGCCACAGGGAACGACGUUACGUUUAACGAAUUUGCACAGUACCUGCUCACACCGGAGCUCAGCAUGAAUUACCAGGCGAAUCAGUCUUUCAACGAACACUGGGAGCCCAUCACGAAUCUCUGCAAUCCGUGCUUUGUAAAGUACAAUGUUAUUGGGAAGUACGAGACACUGAUUGAGGAUUCAGCCUUGGCGCUCCACCUCAUCAAUGCCUCCAUAACCUUUCCAGCCGGACAGAGGACGUCCGGGACCAGCGAAAGGAUGCGCACUUACUUCGACACACUGCCAAUUGGAACCCUCAGAGGACUCUAUCAACUCUACGAGAAUGACUUUAAGCUCUUUGGCUACAGCCUCGAUGAUGUGCUGGGCUUUGAAUUGGGAUGACAAAGGCUCUAUUGGCCAUUAUGAUUGUCCUUACUUAAUACAGGACUAACAGAUUGACAGAGAGAUAGGCGAUUGAGGAGGAUUCAAUACUUGUGAUAUGAAGUAAUUGUUGAACAAAUAUACUUUUGUAUAGUUAGAAGAAUUAAAGGGAUUUCUACUUCUUCCUAAU